CACGUUUCAGUGUAGAUUUGCACCACCUCCAGCAGGUUGGAUGGAAGCUGGAGGAACGUUAUGCACUGGACAGGAAAAGCUGGAGAAUGUGGAGACUGAGUUCUUGGACAUUUCAAACCUCAGGCCAGAGUAUAAUGUGUAUAAGGCUGUGUACGCUCUGGCGUAUGCCCUUCAUGACAUGCAGCAGUGUGAGCCAGGGAGAGGACCUUUCAGUGGGCACGGCUGUGGGAAUUUGCAAAGACUGGAGCCAUGGCAGGUUGUGUAUUACUUGGAAAAAGUUAACUUCACCACACCAUUUGGUGAUCAAGUGUCAUUUGAUGAGAACGGUGAUGCCUUACCAAUAUAUGACAUCAUGAACUGGCUGUGGCUCCCUGAUGGAAAAACUGAGGUUCAGAAUGUGGGUGAGGUUAAGAAGUCCGCCUCCAAAGGUGAAGAACUCACACUUGAUGAUGACAAAAUCUUCUGGAACUUUGGAUCCAAACAGCCACCUCGGUCGGUGUGCAGUGAGAGCUGUCCUCCAGGUACACGCACGGCCAGAAAGAAGGGGGAAGCUGAAUGUUGUUUUGACUGCAUCCCUUGUUCUGAGGGAAAGAUUAGCAAUAAGACUGACUCCAUGGAGUGCACCAGGUGUCCAGAGGACUUCUGGUCCAGCCCCCAGCGUGACCACUGUGUUGCUAAGAAAACAGAGUUCCUCUCCUACCACGAGCCUCUGGGUAUCUGCUUGACAGCCACCGCAUUGCUUGGAACAUUUAUCUGUGCUACUGUUCUGGGUAUCUUCAUCUAUCAUCGCCAAACACCUAUUGUACGAGCCAACAAUUCUGAACUCAGUUUCCAGCUGUUGCUGUCACUUAAGCUAUGUUUCCUGUGUUCACUGCUCUUUAUUGGUCAUCCCAGACUGUGGACAUGCCAGUUGAGACAUGCAGCGUUUGGCAUCAGCUUUGUGCUUUGUAUCUCGUGUAUCCUGGUGAAAACCAUGGUGGUUCUGGCAGUGUUCAGGGCCUCCAAGCCAGGAGGUGAAGCCAGUCUGAAGUGGUUUGGUUCUGUGCAGCAGAGAGGGACAGUUCUGGUUCUUACUUCUGUUCAAGCAGCAAUCUGCACCGCCUGGCUCGUCUCUUCAUCACCGGCUCCUCAUAAAAACACCCAGUACCACAGUGACAAGAUAGUUUAUGAGUGUGUAGUUGGAUCCACGGUCGGUUUUGCCGUGUUACUUGGCUAUAUUGGUUUCCUGGCUAUCCUCAGUUUCCUGCUAGCUUUCCUGGCGAGGAAUCUUCCAGACAACUUCAAUGAGGCCAAACUCAUAACUUUCAGCAUGCUGAUCUUCUGCUCAGUGUGGGUGGCCUUUGUCCCUGCAUAUAUCAGCUCACCAGGGAAAUAUGCAGAUGCAGUGGAGGUAUUUGCCAUCCUGGCUUCUAGUUUUGGCCUCUUGGUGGCACUGUUUGGACCCAAGUGUUAUAUAAUCUUGAUGAGACCAGAGAGAAACACAAAGAACGCCAUCAUGGGUCGAUGUAUCACAAAGUCAUAAAAUUAGCCAACACGUCCUCCAAUUCAGUUGAUAGAUAUUGUUUGUCCUUACUUUGACCUAUCCAUUCACCCCGACCUCCUCGCUCAGUUGACUUUGUGGCAAUGUUACAAUUAUUACUAUAUGUAGCCGGUCGGCCCUGACACACCAUCUUGCUUUAACCUCUGCUCAGUGUAUCGGUGGAAUAAGUUGGAAUUAGAUGGAGACUGUCUUGCCAGCCAGCGGAAACAUGUAUUAUGUGUAAAACACAUUA
Messenger RNA from Scophthalmus maximus (turbot), 1772 nucleotides. RefSeq names its product extracellular calcium-sensing receptor-like. Lineage: Eukaryota; Metazoa; Chordata; Actinopteri; Pleuronectiformes; Scophthalmidae. Gene Ontology annotation, biological process: G protein-coupled receptor signaling pathway. The transcript has 4 exons. The record is from RefSeq and is a predicted model, not a curated record. Gene Ontology annotation, cellular component: membrane. Gene Ontology annotation, molecular function: G protein-coupled receptor activity. The coding region runs from base 41 to 1522 and encodes 493 amino acids.